UCUCUCCACUGAGCUCUAGGAUGUGGAUGUGAGGAAGGCGAGCAAGGAAGGCAGAUGGCGACGAGGAACAGCCAGAACCCCAUGCCCAUGGGCACGGCUCGGGGUGACCCUGGAGAGGCAGGAACGCGCUCAGCUCCUGGUGCUGGCAUUCGGGACACAAGCUCAGCCACUCAGCUGAAGAUGAAGCCCAAGAAUGUGCGCAGGAUCAAGGCCCUCAUCAUCGACCUGGGCUCGCAGUACUGUAAGUGCGGCUAUGCAGGAGAGCCCCGGCCCACCUACUUCAUCUCCUCCACGGUGGGCAAGUUCAGCUCCGAGGUGGCUGACGUGGGCGAUGCCCGAAAGGAGACCUACGUGGGCCACGAGCUGCUCGACAUGCAGAGCCCCCUGAAGCUGGUUAACCCUCUGAAGUACGGCGUUGUGGUGGACUGGGACUGCGUCCAGAGCAUCUGGGAGUACAUCUUCCACACGGCCAUGAGGAUCCUCCCCCAGGAGUACGCCGUGCUGGUCUCCGACUCCCCGCUCAGCCCCAGCAGCAACCGGGAGAAGUACGCGGAGCUCAUGUUCGAGACCUUCGGCAUCCCCGCCAUGCACGUGACGUCCCAGUCGCUGCUGUCCAUCUACUCCUAUGGCAAGACCACAGGGCUGGUGGUGGAGAGCGGGCACGGCGUCUCGCACGUGGUCCCCAUCUCGGAGGGCAACUUGCUGCCAGGCCUGACGGGCCGCGCCGACUACGCCGGGAGCGACCUCACCAACUACCUGCUGCAGCUGCUCAAUGAGGCCGGCCAGAAGUUCACUGACGACCACCUGCACAUCGUGGAGCACAUCAAGAAGACGUGCUGCUACUCGGCUUUGCUGCCCGAGAAGGAGGCCUGCCUGGGCCUGGAGGAGCUGCGCGUGGACUACGAGCUCCCCGAUGGCAAGCUCAUCACCAUCGGCCACGAGCGCUUCCAGUGCGCCGAGAUGCUCUUCAAGCCCACCCUGGUGGGCAGCAACCACCCUGGCCUCCCUGCGCUCACGGCCUCCUGCCUGGGCCACUGUCAGGAGGCAGGCUUCAAGGAGGAGAUGGCCGCCAACGUGCUGUUGUGUGGUGGCUGCACCAUGCUGGAUGGCUUCCCCGAGCGCUUCCAGAGGGAGCUGAGCCUCCUCUGCCCUGGGGACAACCCCACAGUGUGUGCCGCGCCGGAAAGGAAGACCUCGGUGUGGACCGGCGGCUCCAUCCUGGCAUCGCUGCAGGCCUUCCAGCAGCUCUGGGUCAGCAAGGAAGAGUUUGAGGAGCGGGGCAGUGCAGCCAUCUACAUCAAGUGCUGAGUGAGGACCCCCACAGCCAGGCCUUGUGGGCAGGCGACCUCAGGCCACUCUAUACAUUUACAGGAUUUCACAUAAAAUUUUA
Messenger RNA from Miniopterus natalensis, 1390 nucleotides. RefSeq names its product actin like 7B (gene ACTL7B). Lineage: Eukaryota; Metazoa; Chordata; Mammalia; Chiroptera; Miniopteridae. The record is from RefSeq and is a predicted model, not a curated record.